UACUAAUCUUUUUCUGAAAGGGGGGGUGUGUCCUCUCUGGCAUCAGCAUUGGACAGCAGCUGAGUGCUCCGACCUUUGCAAUCAUCUUUAAAAGCUGCUGGGAAGCUUCUGCACACACACACACACACACACACACACGGACACGCACUGCUGAUACCGGGGCAAGAUGUUCUGCAGACGGGCUUUGCAGAGAGUGGGGCCGCUGGCACGGAGGGCUUUCAAACCGACAUCCAGAAAUGCAGCUCCAGUGCGACACAUGGCCUUUGGGGUUCCUGGUGGCUCCAGCAACGUGGCCUACUUUGUUUUGUGUGGAGGAGGCCUCACUGCUGCAGUCGUCUAUGCCUACAAGACAGUCAACGGUGAUAGCGAGCGCUACGAGGACAGGCUCGCCAACAUGGGCUCCACGGCAAAGGAGGCAGCACCAGAAGUGGCAGCUCCUGCAGCUGAACCCGCCCCGCUGGAAGAGGCGGCACCGGCCGCAGAAGUUGCCGAAGAGGUGGUCGUCGAAGAGGCAGUCGCCGAGGCUGUCCCUGCUCCUGCAGAACCAGUAGCGGAGACCGCCGCCGAACCUGCCUUUGAGGCCGCGUCUGAAGAAGCAGCCGUCGUGGCCUCGGAGGCGGUGGUUGCUGAGGCUGUAGCUGAACCAGCUGUCCCAGAAGAAGCUGCUCCGCCUGUAGAAGCAGUUCCUGAAGCUGUGGAAGUGGCUGCCACAGAGGAGGCCCCGGCAGCAGUUCCUGAAGCUGUGGAAGUGGCUGCCACAGAGGAGGCCCCGGCAGCAGUUCCUGAAGCUGUGGAAGUGGCUGCCACAGAGGAGGCCCCAGCAGAGGCCCCAGCAGAGGCCCCUGCAGUAGAAGCCCCUGCAGCAGAGAGCGCUGAGUCUAUGCCCGAUCUGCUCACAGCUGUGAAGAUCUUGGCCGGCUCCACAGUGGAGAUUGCAGCAGUGUCUGUUGGUGACAAGAGUCUGGUGAAAGCUGUCCGGGAAAUGGAGGACAGUGGAAGUUUGGACUCCACACCAGAGGUGGUGGGGCCAGAAGUCCUGGAAGCAAUCGCAGAGGUGGUAGCUGAAGAAGCGGCCGAAGAGGCGGCAGUUGUAGUGGCUGAGGAGGAGCUGAAGUCUGCAGAAGCUGGUGUUGAUGCAGAAGAUGCAGAAGCUCCAGCUGCGGAACAGCUGGUUAAAGAAGACACAUCUGCUCCUGUAGCAGCAGAGGAGACAGAGGCGGUGGCUGCAUCUCAGUCUGAAGAACCUACAACUUCAGCCCCGACAACGGAGGAGCUGUGUGAGGAUGAGUGUGAAGAUCAGGCUGUCCCCUCCACAGGUGCCUCGCCUGAAGAUGCUGCUCCCGCUGAGGAAGCCACACCAGAGAAGGAGGCCACCACCACCGCUGCUGCUGAUCCAGCAGAUGAGACAUCAGCAGGUGAGAGGUUCCCUGCGGCUGAGACAUCCGUUGAGGCAGCAGCUGAAACGUCCGCAGACGAAACACGUGGUGAAGCUCCAGUUGUUGUGGACACGACUCAGCUGGCUGCAGCCUCCUCCGGGUCGGACCUGGAGGUCCUUUCAGCUGCUGACGCAGAGUCUACGUCAGAGGUUGCAGCACAUGAGGCCAAGCUUUGCCACGCCUGCCGCUCUGCUCCAUCAGCAGCGGAGGUGGGGGUGCCACCUGCUGCUAUGGCCAUGGAGGAAGCUGUGGAUGGAACACAAGAAGUCCAGGAGGAAGUGUCACUGGAGGAUGGACAAAACCCCAGGGUGUCUAUCUGGAGUGUAAAAAGCUGCUCAGUGAUGUAAUAGUACAGUUAAGAAGCCCCAGAGACUAUGGUGGUGGUGACAAGCCAGUUAUGACAUGACAGACGGUGGGCCUUCCACAACACUCUCUCAUCUGUCAACCGAGCCAGGACGGCUGAUGUAAACAACACGAGGACAACUCACCACUGGUUUUACUAGCCAUGUGUCCUUUUUAAAUGUUCCCAGUUAGCUAAAUUAUCCUUUUUGAAAUGUUACCAGUUUUUCAUUGUUUCCCAUCUGUUUUUGAUCAAUCUUUCUUAGCCUUUGUGAAAUGAUUGCCAUUCUGUCACUUGUCCUCUAGGUGCCCCUGUUGCAAAGCUUUUCAUGUCCAGUUGAAUGGGACACAACGUUAGAUUGUAGUCAUUUCUCUUGAAGUAGGGAGUAGAAGGAGUUUGUUGUUCAUGUAAUGUUGUGAUAAACUGAUUUUCAUAUAUUUGCUUUUUAAAAGGUGAUAUCAAUAGUAUAUCCAUAAUUUAAUGCAUAUAUAGUAUCCAUUUUAUAGUGUUGUUUUUAAUGUUUUACCUUCUACAACAAGAUAAAUCAUAUUCAAGUUCCAGCUAGUAUAAAUUCAUUUUGAACCCUCACUUAGUCGAUUAUAUUCAACAGUAACAUUAUCUAUGAGUUGUAUAAAUAGUUGUCGGUGGACUGCACGAACGAUCAUAUAUUUACUAUAUAUCAAAACAACUUAUUAAAAAAUUAGUAUAUCAACAUUUAUUUAGCUAAUAACGAUGUCCCUGUUGUCAUGAUAAUGUGCGUACAUAGACACUUUCAAUAAAGUGAAGUAUUGACAA
Messenger RNA from Etheostoma spectabile (orangethroat darter), 2571 nucleotides. RefSeq names its product fibrous sheath CABYR-binding protein. Gene Ontology annotation, cellular component: mitochondrion. The record is from RefSeq and is a predicted model, not a curated record. The transcript has 8 exons. NCBI's taxonomy places the organism in Eukaryota, Metazoa, Chordata, Actinopteri, Perciformes, Percidae. Gene Ontology annotation, biological process: anterograde axonal transport. The coding region runs from base 167 to 1783 and encodes 538 amino acids.